UGGAUUGAAUGUUGCUUCAGCCAUGCGCUGCAAUGCAUAUUCCCCCGGAACAGAACCACACCCGAUGGAAACGGAUUUCGUCGUUUCCUGAGUAACAUACGGUCGCAAGAAUUUUCAAACAAACUUUUCGAAAUCCUAGUUGAUCAAUCAUCAGUCUUUGAUUUCAAUUGGUAGGUAUCGGAUUGGUACCUUGAGAAGUAAAAUAAUUAGAAUCAGUGAGCAAAAAUGGGUAAGAAAAAAGGAGGUAACAAGAACAAGCUGGCCAAGAUGUCCGAGGAGGAACGGGCACGGUACCUCCAGCAUCGGGCCGACAUGGAAGAGGAAGCUCGACGCCGCAAGCAGCAAUUGAUUGCGACGUUCAUGAAGAACAAACUAAAGCGUGAGGAUGCCUUCGCCCGGCUCAACCUGGCCAAGAUCAACCAGGAAUGGCGCAGCAUCCUGCGCAACAUCAAGUGCAAGGAGCUCAAGAACGAAAUCGAGCAGGUUGAGAAGAUGUGCACCGAGUGCAUCGAGAACAAGAACGGCAUCAUCCGGCGGCUGCUGUGCGAUCUGGACGAAUCGGAGGAAAUCUACUCGACCAUGCUGCACGCCCACAUGGAGAAGAUCGAGAAGAUCAUGAACAUCCACAACGAUCGGCUGUCGUUUCUGACCAAGCUGUACGAGAUCGAGAAGAAGGAGAUCAUAGAAAAUUACGACCAGGAGAUUGCGAACUACAAGAGCAAGAAGUUCGGACUGCAGAAGGAGUUGGAGUGUGUGUUCUACGGGUUGGCAGAGCGAUCGAGGGUCGAUCGGAGACGCUCCGAGGAGGAACAUAUGCUGAAGAAGGACGAACUGAAGAAUUCGAUGAUUCUCAAGCUGGAAAUGAUCACGAAAGAGCGCGAACGGCACAUGGAGAAGCUCUGGAAAGAAUUUCAAAAGGUCCUCAAUGCUUACCUGCGUAACACUGAAGAGUACCGUAACGAGUACAGUAAGCUUCGCGAUCAAGAUGCGAACGAUACACGCCACAUCCAAAAUCAUUACAUUGAAGUAGCUCGAUUGAGCGAGUUGAUCUCGAACCUCAGGCAGAAGUUGGUCACCAUUAAGGACGAGCACGAAUUCAACGUAAAACAACUACAAAAAACCAAGAUGGAACUACAAGAGCGCAUUCGGAACAUCAAACAGGAGAUGGAAAUAGGACUGAAGAUGGACGAUGAGAAAUUGAAGCAACUUGCAGUUUGCGGUCAUGGUGCGCUCAAGUAUUUGCAGAACUUGUUGAGACGCGGAAAUGCCAUUUUACAGAUUGCAACGUUCUGCAAGAAGUUUGAAACGGAAAACGAGAGCUUGCUUCCGUUUGUGCAUAGCGCCGUGAAACGACAAAUGUUUGAGGUAGACGAAGACGAACUGAAGGAACCUACUACAGAGUUUGAAGUUUUCAAGAAAGAUACUUUUGGGAUUGCAAAGAAGUUUGAAAACUUUUGGAUGAGGUUCAAUAAGGCCAGGGUCGACUGUGCAUGCUUGCAAGAGGAGAAGAAACAACUGUUGGAAGAUAAUGAGAGAUUGAAGAAUCAAUUGAAAGAGUAUCUGAUUACGGUCAAUAUGAAUAAUGGCGGAUCGUUGGAGUCAAACGAGACGCUGCUUGCGGAAAGACCCAGCUCGAUGAAGGUCGAAAAGGUGAUUCAUAUCGACUUGAAGCUGAAGUCGGUUCGGUUCAGCAAAAAUGGUAAACGCAGACCUGUGACUUGUAUCGAGGGAAACUUGAGCAAUGCCAUCCGCAAUGACAAAUUGAUGGAAAUGCGAAGCAAACCUAACCAGUUGUACUCGCUGAUACGUCAAUCUACGUCGUAAGAAUCAGGUUUGUGUGUUCAUGGUU
Aedes aegypti (yellow fever mosquito) is the source of this 1849-nucleotide messenger RNA. Its product is annotated as coiled-coil domain-containing protein 65. The transcript is spliced from 3 exons. Lineage: Eukaryota; Metazoa; Arthropoda; Insecta; Diptera; Culicidae. Gene Ontology annotation, biological process: cilium-dependent cell motility; regulation of cilium movement; axonemal dynein complex assembly. The coding region runs from base 226 to 1824 and encodes 532 amino acids. Gene Ontology annotation, cellular component: axoneme; axonemal dynein complex. The record is from RefSeq and is a predicted model, not a curated record.